This is a messenger RNA of Pistacia vera, 2142 nucleotides long. RefSeq names its product ankyrin repeat-containing protein NPR4-like. The transcript has 6 exons. The coding region runs from base 1 to 2142 and encodes 713 amino acids. Gene Ontology annotation, molecular function: protein binding. NCBI's taxonomy places the organism in Eukaryota, Viridiplantae, Streptophyta, Magnoliopsida, Sapindales, Anacardiaceae. The record is from RefSeq and is a predicted model, not a curated record.
AUGACAGGCAAGUCUAGGCCUUAUCAGGCAGCCUUGGAGGAGGAUUGGGAUUACCUGAAGAAAUUCUUCAAACAAGAAAAUGCUUCUGCUUUGUCAAUUCCUCUAACGGCCGCCAGGGACACUGCAUUUCACUUGGCAGUUUUCAGCAAUAGAAAACAGCCGCUUGAACAUUUACUUGAUAUUGCCAAAGAAAACCCUAUGGCAAUGUAUGCAUUCUCGGCAAAGAACGAGUACGGAGACACAGCUCUUCAUGAGGCUGCUGCAAAUGGGAACCUUGGGGCGGUAAACCUUCUGGUGAAAUACAAUGAAGAGCUCUCUAAUGAAGAUGAAGAAACUGAGUUCCUUGAGGACAUUAAUGGCAAAGGCAAAACCCCGCUGUUUAAAGCUGCUGGAUAUGGGAGAACAAAAGUGGUGAAGUUUUUAGCCUCAGAGCAAUUUAAACAACUGAUCAAAGAAAGAGAAUAUAAAAUUACAGAAACAGGAAUUAAAGAAGUACAAUAUACAAAGUUGAAAGACAUUCACCGCCAAUUAAUAACCCAUAUCAAGAGAGAGGCUAAACCUGAACCUUCCAAACCGCCUAUACCUACCCAAGAAGAAGAAACCAUAGAAGUGCAUGGACCCUCCAUUCUGCACGUUGCCAUCCGAGGAGAGUAUUUUGAAACGGCUCUACUGUUACUGAAAUUGGAUAAAGGCUUAGCAACAUUGGAGGACAAAAAUGGCUGGACCAGUCUUCACCUGCUAGCCACUAUGCCCUCUGCUUUCAAAAGUGGAUACCGAAUGGGCACAUGGAUUAGCAGAGUCUUCUACUUCUGCCUUCCAAUCAAUGAUAGGAUAGAUGAUGAAAUGGGGAGUUGUUUUAAUCUUUUCAAAGGCUUUCGUUUCGGUGAUAGUGUAGAUGAUAAAGAGCUUUGUUGUUUAAAUCUCUUUAAAGGGUGGUGGAUACUGGGAAAAAUCUGUUCACCAGCGAGAAAAAUAUGCAAAGCAAAGAGAAAGCAUAAACUUGCUUCUAGGCUUGCCAAGAGCCUAACAGAAGAAGAUGAUUCAUGGAUUGCAGAAGUCAUCCGAACAAUGUCAUCACCUGAUGCUGAUGAACAAGGAAAUAUUCAAGCUAGAGCACCGAUUGAAGAAGAUUCUAAGCCAAGCCCUUUGUUUAUGGCAACUGAAAAAGGAAUAAUAAAGAUUGUCAAAGAGAUACUUAAAUUCGGCCCCCAAUUAAUUGAGCAUAAGAAUCAUCUAAAGCAGAACAUAUUGCAUGUGGCCAUUAAGCACCGUCAGAAGAAGAUAUUUGAUCAUGUGAAAAGGAUGAAGAUACCAAUGAUAAGGUUAGUCCGAGGGAUUGACAAAAAUGGCUACACCAUUUUACACCAUGCGGCAAACACGAGGGAUGACAGUAGAGAAAUUCACCCUGCAGGACCUGUAUACGAACUGCAAGAAGAGCUAAAGUGGUACAAACGUGUAGAGAAGAUGACGCCACCCCACUUCCUCAUGUCGCGAGAUUCAGAGUAUAAAAAAACUAGCAAAGAAGUUUUCGAUAUGAAGCACCAUGAACUCCUGGAGGAAGCACAGAAAUGGAUAAAAGAGACUUCUCAAUCUUGCUCUGCAGUGUCUGUUCUUGUUGCCACCGUUGUCUUCGCAGCUGCCUACACCGUACCUGGAGGUUCCAAUGAGAAAGGCUAUCCAGUCUUCCUCAACAACAAUUUCUUCUUGAUUUUCACAGUCAUGGACGUGGUUGCUUUAGCCUGCUCCUUGACCUCGGUGGUGAUGUUCUUGUCCGUCCUCACGUCACCUUUUCAUUAUGAAGAAUUUAUUCACAGGCUUCCUCGAAAACUGACAAUAGGCUUUGCCUUGCUCUUCGUUGCUUUGACUACAACAAUGCUUGCAUUUGCGGCAACAUUAUUGCUGAUCGUUCGUUUCGAAAAGCCACGUUGGACCACCACUCUCAUUUACACUGCCGCAUUUCUUCCGGUCAGCAUAUUUGCACUCACGCAAUUCCCCAUGUAUGUUGCUUUUCAGUUAACUUUGCUCAAGUUUUAUAGGUGGAUUAAGAAGGAUCUUCGUGGUAAACAGUUUAAGAAGUGGCUGGCGACCAAGUUUCAAUGUUAUAAGAAGAAUGAUGAUCAUGAGACUGGACCCCUAGUAUGA